Messenger RNA from Laetiporus sulphureus 93-53, 1005 nucleotides. RefSeq lists its product as uncharacterized. The coding region runs from base 1 to 1005 and encodes 334 amino acids. NCBI's taxonomy places the organism in Eukaryota, Fungi, Basidiomycota, Agaricomycetes, Polyporales, Laetiporaceae. The transcript has 2 exons. The record is from RefSeq and is a predicted model, not a curated record.
AUGGACACCACACGUGUGAAAUACAAUGACUACGACAUGAAACAGGUGCUUGCAAUGAUUGCAGAAGAGUUACCGAGAAUCAGGAGCCUGCAAGUUCAUGAGCAGGUGUGGUCGUAUUUCAUGCAGGCUGUAGACCCAGAAUUGUCCAAACUGUCUAACACAAGUGGCCGCGUAUUUUCAGUGCAAGCAGUUUCAGCCGUAGCGUGCGGCUUUUUUGACACACAUUCCAACCCGAUCUCUACCCGGCGUGAGCCUCAGCAAGACUCUGAGCUGCCCAAAGCCUCAAAGCGCAAGACCACCCCCAGGAUCGACCUCGACGCCCACUACAAGCAUCAAGAAACCAACAAGGAGUGUGGAAGACUCCUCACACUUGCGUCACUAGGCACAUUGUCCACAGACAGGCAGCGAGCAGCAGCUAGGGUUGUAGAUACCACACACAUCAUAAAGUGCGGAAUCAUCCGCAAGCCACACGAUCACACCCCACGACUCGAAUGCUACAAGCUCAGAAAGGGACAUCUUACCACUGGUAGUCGCAAGCCGGCACCGCCCCCAGAGCUUAUCACCUCCAACGCAGUCCCUCCCCCCGUCAUUGCUCCCAUUCCAACUCAUCCCCUACCCAACUUCAUAAAGACAAACACCAUCGCACGUCUCAUCUGCCCACUCCCUUCCAGAGUCAGGCCGAUGAUCCACAUCGAGACCCUUACGAAGCAGGUAGACGCUACCCGCUUCAGGCUCCAGCCCAUAUUAGGAGCAUUCUCAUAUCGUCUCAAGGACGAGCACCAAGGACCCAUCUUUAGCCUCACCACAGAGCUCGAUAAAGUCUGCGCUGACCUACACACAGGGACGCGCACAUAUACAUUCGUCGAGAAACAGGUUAUCAACAAAGUCUGUCUGGAGAUAGGAGGAAUCAGUUUCAAGCAGAUAGGAAAGGAAGAGAGGCUGCAGGAAAUUGCCAAGGCUCUGGUCUUCAUCUCGAAAGCGAGAUAUUUGCACUUUUUGUAUUAG